AUGUCUGAGAAGUUCCCACCUCUGGAGGAUGAGCAAGUUGCUGUGUCAGAAUCAAUUGAGGAGACAGAUUUUUUGAAAAGAGAAGCAGAGGCUCUUGGUGACGAAUUUAAAACGGAACAUGAUACAGAUUUAUUAAAUAAUUCGGAUGAAGAACAGUUCUCUUCAGAACAGCAGAACCAGGAAGAUCAAGAUGAGCUCGCUGAGUUACAGGCUGCAUCUCCAGCACUUCCUUCGCAAGCUCCACAAGAAACAACUAAUAGUGAUGCAGCAGAAAUUAUCAAUAAGUGGAGGGAAUCCCGUGACAAGCAGGUCCAUGAGAGGGAUGAAACUUUGAAGAGUCAAAAAUCAGGAUUACAAGAACAGGCAAUCAAAUAUAUCGAUGAUUUUUAUGCAAAUUAUAAUGAAAAGAAAGAACAAAAUAUAAAGACCGUUUCUCAAGAAUCUGAAGAGUUUCUAUCUAAAAGAGAUCAAUUCUUCACCCAGGAUAACACCACUUGGGAUCGUGUCUUGCAACUAAUUAACGAAGAUGACGCUGAUAUCGUGGGUGGCAGAGACAGAUCCAAGUUUAAAGAAAUCUUACAAAGAUUGAAGGGAAAAGUAGACGCUCCAGGUGCAUAA
Molecule: messenger RNA, 618 nt
Organism: Kazachstania africana CBS 2517
Lineage: Eukaryota; Fungi; Ascomycota; Saccharomycetes; Saccharomycetales; Saccharomycetaceae
Gene: CLC1
Product: clathrin light chain CLC1
Exons: 1
Coding region: 1-618 (205 amino acids)
Biological process (GO): clathrin coat assembly; intracellular protein transport; clathrin-dependent endocytosis
Cellular component (GO): clathrin coat of coated pit; plasma membrane; clathrin coat of trans-Golgi network vesicle
Molecular function (GO): clathrin heavy chain binding; structural molecule activity
Source: RefSeq, a predicted model, not a curated record